AUGGGGGUGAAGGGGAAGAUCCAGUUUCUCCAAGCCGAGCUCUGGAGCAUGAAAGGUGCCCUUGAGAAGGUCUCCAACACACCGGUAAACCAGCUUGACAUUCAGGACAAGAUCUGGGCCAAUGAUUUGAGUGAGCUGUCCUAUGAUAUAGAGGAUAGCACUGACACAUUCAUGGCUAAGGUCCACCAUGGGAUUGCUACUGAAAUCGAAGACAUCAAGAGCCAUGUGGUAGAGGUGCACAAACGGCGGCGCAGGUAUGAGGUCAGCCAUGGUGUUGAUAAGGAUGCCACAACUACCGUGGACACACGUUUGUUUUCUCAGUAUGCAGAGAUUAAAGAGCUUGUUGGCAUUGAUGAGACCAUAGAUGAGUUAGUCAAGAUUUUGAUGGGUGACAAUGGAGUGCGCUUGCAGCAAGGCAAGAUAGUUUCCAUUGUCGGAUUUGGGGGGCUCGGAAAGACAACUCUUGCUAAUGCAGUGUAUGAGAAGAUUGGGGCACUAUUUGAUUGUAUUUCAUUGUCAUUGAUGAUAUAUGGGAUAUCUCAGUCUGGAAAGCAAUUAAAUGUGCUUUGCCUGAUAAUGAUGUCGGAUACGCAAUUAUCACAACUACAUGCAUGUAAUUCUGAUGGUGCACAAAAAGCUGGUGGUGCAUACAUGUUGAAACCCCUUUCUGAAAAUAACUCCCGAAAGUUACCGUAUGGAAGAAUAUUUGCUAAUGAAAACAAUGGAGCAACAGAAAAAUGUCUAGAUGAGGUAUCUGAUAGAAUACUAAAGAAAUGUGCUGGUGUACCCUUGGCCAUUAUUACAGUGGCUAGUUUGCUCGCUUGUAUAGCAAGAAAUAAGAUGAACUGGUAUGAGUUGUACAAUGCUAUUGGUACUGGUCUUGAAAAUAGCCUAGACGUGGAGAAUAUGAGAAAUAUUUUGUCAUUUAGCUAUUAUAAUAUGCCAUCCUAUAUGAGGACUUGCUUACUAUAUUUAAGUGUCUUUCCAGAAGACUACCGAAUUAGAAAAGAUCGUUUGAUAUGGAUGUGGAUAACUGAAGGCUUUAUUCAAUGUGACAUACGAGGGAGUCUUUUUGAGCUAGGAGAGAGCUAUUUCAAUGAACUCAUUAAUAGAAGUAUGACCCAACCCAUAUAUGACGUGGAUGGCAUGGUAUAUGCAUGUCAUGUGCAUGACAUGGUGCUUGAUCUCCUCCGCUCCUUGUCGAGUGAAGAAAACUUUAUUACUAUAUUAAAUGGCUUGGAUCACAAAUCUCUACCAAGUACAAUCCGAAGGUUGUCCCUUCAUAAUGGCAAGGGUGAUGAAUUAGCAAUUGACAACUCCAACAUGGGCAUUCUUGAAGAAUUGGGCCAGCUGACUGAACUGAGGGUGCUGAAAAUUGUCUUGAUUGAAUGGGAUGACAAACUAGUGGGGUGCCUAAACAAACUGCAAAAGAUCCAGGAUCUUAGUAUCUGGGCCUAUGCUUGGAUGAGCCCUCCGUCGUCGCUUCUGCCGGACCUCUCCUCCCUAUCCAUCCUGGUAAGGGAGGUUCGGCAGGCAGAUCUGGAUAUCCUCAGGAGGUUGUCGGCUCUCCGCUAUCUGAAUCUGGAGGUGGACCAUGAGAAUCUUGGAAUCAUCCUUGGAGGACUUGUCAUUUGUACCGGUUCGUUCUCAUGCCUGGUGCAAUGCAGGUUCUGGAACUUUUUAGUGCCUGUAGCGUUUCAGGAAGGAUCUAUGCCGAGGCUCCAAACCCUUAAGUUCCAGUUCUCUGUACGAGGGUUGAGAUCAAUCGCUAGUGGAAAUGGUGGUCUCGACUUGGGCCUAGGGAACCUGCCGUCAUUCCAGCACCUUAACGUUCAUUUGGACUCUCAAGGCGCUAGUAAUGAGGAGGUGGAGGAACUGGAGGCUGCACUCUGGCAUGCCAUUGACAUCCAUCCUAAUCAUCCCCAGCUGUACAUAUAG
Miscanthus lutarioriparius is the source of this 1938-nucleotide messenger RNA. NCBI's taxonomy places the organism in Eukaryota, Viridiplantae, Streptophyta, Magnoliopsida, Poales, Poaceae. The record is from the annotation of a GenBank genome assembly.